This is a messenger RNA of Ectocarpus sp. CCAP 1310/34, 1663 nucleotides long. The record is from the annotation of a GenBank genome assembly. NCBI's taxonomy places the organism in Eukaryota, Phaeophyceae, Ectocarpales, Ectocarpaceae.
UGUCCAGGCUCCGAGCAUUGAGAUGUCCAAGCCUUCCUGUGCCAGGUGUCCGCGCUCACUAGCGUAAUGCAGACGGCGUUCGCCGUGUGGGUCUGUGACUGCUUCUGGUGGGGCACGAGGGAUUUCGUGCCAGAUGGCUGGACGUUCUGCUCGAACGUGAUGUCGAGGGUGCACAUGCCUUUGUCUCGCGGAUCUUGUGUGACUGGAAUCACCUUGCCUUGGAUAGUGAGGUGCGAAGUGCUCUCUUCGACGACGCAGCGCAAUCCCUUCUUCAGGAGGGAGGUGGGCGAAAAAAUGUUGCGAUCAAGUCCCGGAACGAUGAGUCCCUGAAUCCGCACGCGCAAUUGCUGUCCUCGAUUGUCCUUGACGGUGCAGUAUAGGAUGCCCGUGGCCAGUUUCGCUGGGUGUAAUCGUGGAGGUUUCCGUCGGGGAUGAGGCGAUUGUCAAACAUGGUCUCCGAUGCUCCCGUGUCUACCAGCAGGCCUACCCCGGUGGAGCUCGCGGCGAAGUUGCGUCCUGAGAUGCGGGAACACGUGCCGAACAUGAAGCCGCUGUCAAAGGCGUCCUCGUCCCGGGUGAAGUCGACAACUGCCACUUCAUUGUUUGAGUCGUGCUUGUUGGACGCCGACGAGCAGUGAGUACAGUUGGAGCACGCGAUGAAUGCCUUACUUGAGUCCUUGGUGUCUUCCGGGAGCUUUCCUCCUUGCUGGCAGCAUUCCUCGUCCGAGUGACACGUGGUGUUGUGCUUGGAGCACCACUUGGUAGCUCCGGCGGGCUUCGUUUUCUUCUUCGCCCUGUUCUUGAUCUUGGGGCAUUUCCUCCUGAUGUGCCCCGGCUCGUAGCAGCUGUGGCAGAUGAUGUCAGACGCGGUCGUUGCCAUGGCAAAUCCUCGACCAGCUAUGCGUCCCUUCCAUCCCUUGCGCGAUUGUUCGUCCAAGAAGAUGUUGCGCAUGGUGGAUUGCAUGUCCAGGACGUUGAAGGUUGGGUCUCUGAACACCAUCAGUUUGACGUCCUUGUAUUCGUCGGAGAAGCCCUGUACGCAGAUGUCCUUGAAGCGGCGGUCGGAGAUGGGUUCUCCGAUCUUGUCCAGCUGGGCGCGAAGUAGGUGCUUCUGGUUGCAGUAGUCGGGAUUUUCACCAGGGUUCAUGGAGUUGUUCUCCAGCCCCUCCAUCUUAGCCCUGAUGACCUCGUCCGUUACCCUGUCAUAGUUGUUGCAGAGCUCCUCGAAGGCAGCUUGUCCGUCGCCGCUGAUGCCAGUGUCGUCUUCGUGCUUCUGUAUCGACAAGGCGGCUGGAAGUUGCACUAGGAGGAAAAGAAUGGCGUAGAGAUCUUCGUCUGCCCUUGUGUAGGAGUCGAAGGCCGCUGUGUCUGCGGGAUCUGGCUUCCUUUGUUUCUUCAGCAGUGGCAGGAUGUCUUUCCUGGUCACACCACCGCGCAGAAUUUCUUCAUCCAUGUCUUGAACUCAGCUGGGUCCUUUCCGUCGAAUUUCUUGAGGCCUUUGAUCACGGUUGCCAGGUUCGUAGAACUAUCGCUGGCGAACGCGCUUCCACCUCCUGUGUUGCUCGUUGCAGUAUCCAUUGCUCGUUCCAGCUUUAUUUUCUUCGUCUUGAUAAAAGUACUUCCUGCUGUAGGAGUAAGUUUGCUCGUGGUACUACUGCCUGUA